Cuscuta campestris is the source of this 1033-nucleotide messenger RNA. Lineage: Eukaryota; Viridiplantae; Streptophyta; Magnoliopsida; Solanales; Convolvulaceae. The record is from the annotation of a GenBank genome assembly.
ACCUCUGAAUCAUGGAAAAUAAUUUCCAUGGUGUUUUCUUUUCUAUCCCGGGUAGGAACGUUGUAAAAUCUAACAGCUCUCACGCAAAUGGCCCAAUCAUGUUUGGUGUCAUCCAAAGCUUUCAAACAUGACCAGAGGCCACCACUUCCACUUGAUGCACUUGACAUUUUGUUGUGUUCUUCCCCUUUGCAGGCUGGGAGUUGAUUGUUGUGAUAAUUAUGUGGAAGCAUACGCAAUUGUCCAAUUUAUACUGCAGGAAUCUGAGACGAUUCACCUAGACGAGGAGGAAGCUGAAAGCCAGCCUAGGGCAUCGACAUAUACCGGGCUCUCAUGCGAUGAGGAUGACCUGGACAAGAUAGGGAGCGUAGCAAGAAAGCUACGUGCCCUGGAAGAAAAGGUGGAAGAAAAGGUGGGAACGAAAAAGCACACCCUAGCCAAAUCUCUCUUUUCGGCCAGGGUACAUGCACAAAAAUUGAGGCGGAAGGUCAAGUUGGACGUGGAGAAAUUCACUGGAAAGGAGGAUCCAAAUGUCCACCUUGACACCUUCCACAAUGCAGCACAGAUGGCCGGAAGGCCACCCUCCUCUUAUCAGGAAGCCUAUAAUACAGCAUGGGAGUAUGCCGAGGCGGAGGUCCUGAACAAGAGCAAGCAGGAGCUGGAGGAAGGCUAUACAAAAGUGAAAGCCGACAAGCAGAAGAAGGAUGACCAGACGGGAGGGUCCAAGCCAAAGGCCACAUAUGACGGGUCCAUCCACCAAAUAAGGGAUGAGAAGAAAGGAGAACAACACAAGCGGCCUUGGACGGAGAAGUGGUGCACCUACCACCAAUCCGACUCUCACAACACGACAGAUUGCCGGAAUGUGAGGGUCGUGCUCAGGGAGAUGACCUUGAAAGGGGAAUUGGGUGAAAUAUUCGUUACGGGGCUUGAGGAAGACCCAUAGGCGAGUACUUGAAUCCACCCACAUGAAUAUGAUCAGGGAAAGAAGAGAGGGUGGAUAAGAUGUGGUCAAGAUUGCUAAGCUUGCUGUAGACGG